Messenger RNA from Paramecium pentaurelia, 861 nucleotides. The record is from the annotation of a GenBank genome assembly. Lineage: Eukaryota; Ciliophora; Oligohymenophorea; Peniculida; Parameciidae.
AUGAAGGAAGAAGACAAUAAUAUCAAAUAAGUAAUCAAAUAUAAAAAAUAUAAUCUAAGGAAGAAAACCAAUUUUUUAUCCCCCAUUAUAUCAUACCAAUAAAUUAUGCUCCAAUUCCAAAUGAAAUAGAGAAUUACAAGAUGGCAAUUCAUCAUUUAACCGAGGAGAAUCACUUUUUGAGAAAACAACUCUAACAUAAUUAAGUAUCAGAGUUUCUCUCUUUGAAUGCAGAAUAACUAAAAGAUGAAGUAUUUAAAAUGAUUGACUAUUUGAUGAAAAAUCUCAAUUAUUUACCAAAAGAAUAAAUCUUUGCAUACAGAAAAACUAUUCGAUUGUGCACAUAGAGAAGUGCACUUAAAAGAAUCUAUUUUCUUAUAUUUACUAGAUAUUUAUAAGUAAAUUGCAUAUAAACAUGAUAGGCUGAAAAAACUAAAGAAGAAAUGAUUAAAUUCAUUAUUCGUAAAAGUGUGAAGUAUUAAAAGUCCACUAGUACCAUAUAGAAACAUUAAAUGAAAAAAAUGAAUAAUGCAUUCGUUUAGCAAUUAUUUCUAUCAACUCAAUAUCAGUAACAUUACUCAAAUUUUUUAAGUAAAAAUAACAUAUAUCAAUUAGAUCAAUAUCUACAAUUAGCACUUGAUGAAAAUAAACACAAAAUUCAAAAAUAUGUGGAUUACAUUGUUGAAUAAAUAUCAAAUGAUUAAAUAGAUGUAUUAUUGUUAUUUAUUUUAUUAGGAUGUUCUAAAUUAUAAAAGAUUUCCAUGGUUGAAUGAAUGGAUACAAUAAUCUGUCUAAAUUGCUAAAGAUCUAUAGUUUAGUAGCAAACCAUAAAGUUUGGAGAACAAGAAAAAAAUUAAAUUCUGA